Cladophialophora bantiana CBS 173.52 is the source of this 729-nucleotide messenger RNA. RefSeq lists its product as uncharacterized. NCBI's taxonomy places the organism in Eukaryota, Fungi, Ascomycota, Eurotiomycetes, Chaetothyriales, Herpotrichiellaceae. Gene Ontology annotation, molecular function: calcium ion binding; monooxygenase activity. The coding region runs from base 1 to 729 and encodes 242 amino acids. The transcript is spliced from 2 exons. The record is from RefSeq and is a predicted model, not a curated record.
AUGGGAACCAAAGUCCCCGUUGGCGAGCAACAUCCGCUCGUGAGCUCGAUCUCGUCGGUGCCCGUUACGGUAGAAAGAAAGCCGUUUGUCCAACAGGGGCCCAAUCUGAGGCUUGAGCACGCCGGUACGUCUGAUGGAACUACUCUAUGGAAAUACAUAUGGAGAGGUUCUGAGCUGACUGACUGCCCGACGACACGGACACCGCCCGUGCGGACAUUGCAGCGUCUGAACAGCGGCCUCGUGGGAUUCCACAGGCUCAGGUUUGGAAUCCUCCUCUCUCUACUCGCUGUCUCUAUCAUCCACACCAACUUCUCGUAUCCCACCGUGCCAUGCCGGCUUCCAGACCCGCUGUUCCACAUCUACGUCAUUAACACUCACAAGGACAAGCACGGCAGUGACACUGGCACCUAUGACACCGAGGGCCGAUUUGUGCCGCAGAAAUUUGAGGACAUGUUCGCCAAAUAUGCGGAUGGAAAGGACAGUCUCAGUAUCUGGGAAGUCUGGAAGUUACUCGAGGGCCAGCGAUUGAUAGCAGACCCCAUCGGUUGGUUUGGCGCUUUCUUUGAGUGGCAGGCCACCUAUAUCAUGCUCUGGCCUGAAGAUGGCCGCAUGAUGAAAGAAGACAUCCGCAGGGUAUACGACGGCGGCAUAUUUUACACCAUUGCAGCUCGACGGGCGAGAAACGAGCCAACUUCAACGGGAGAUUUGGCACGAGACGAGCGCCAUUAA